Messenger RNA from Bipolaris oryzae ATCC 44560, 2868 nucleotides. RefSeq lists its product as uncharacterized. The annotation marks the transcript as partial. The transcript has 6 exons. Gene Ontology annotation, molecular function: ATP-dependent chromatin remodeler activity; ATP binding. Lineage: Eukaryota; Fungi; Ascomycota; Dothideomycetes; Pleosporales; Pleosporaceae. The record is from RefSeq and is a predicted model, not a curated record.
GACGAUGAUGAUAAAGCAGACAUGAGAGCAGCAGAAAUAUUCGAGGAGAGAAUGCGGUACUUUGACGACGUCAAAAAGGCCAACCAUGGAGUCCUUCCUUUCGAAAUGGAACUCGAACAGGCAAAGUUUCAAAGCGCCGAAACAGUCAGAAGGAAGAAACGAGCGCGUGAUAUUGCCAAGGCUCUAGAAGAUGAUCCUGUCAAUCUAGCUGUACCCCCCACAAUUGAUCUAGAGCAAAAUGUUGAGGAAGAGGAGCUAUUUGAUACCGAUUUUGUUCAACCUCGCGCUCCCAAGAGAUUUUGUAUGCAAGAUGCAGAACUCCAGAGUAUGAUGGUCGCAGUUGAGGCUCGUAGGGAUAAUUCAAGAAACAAGAAAAAAAAGAAGGACAGACAGAAAGGAGCAGAGGCCAUUUCUAAUGCCGUUAAAAGUGGUAAAAGCUUGAGCAAGAAACAGAAGAUGAUUAACAACGGGGCUAAGCAAGCCUCUUCGCUUUUGGAUUCAGACAUUUUUGCCCAACAAGCUCAGCCAGAUGCACCAGAGCAGCCGUUCUUCAGCUCGAGAAACCGAAAAAAGGCAAUGAAAGAGCUUUUGGCUGGUGUGCCUCUCGAAGAUGAGAAGCAGGCAAAAGAUGAUAUAGCAAGCUUGACAAAAGCAGCGAAGAAAUUUAGCAGGAACGCAGUCAGACCUGAUGCCGAGCGAGGAAAUCUAUGGUCAGUCAAGGGCAUGAAAACAUCAUUGAAGGGGUAUCAGCUCAUAGGCAGUGGGUGGAUGCGCGAUCGAGAGAAUGGCGAUGAAGAGCCAAGAGGUGGUAUACUGGCAGACCAAAUGGGACUUGGCAAAACGCUUAUGGCUCUAGCGAACAUCCAUGAUGGUCGCCCACCAAAGAAUAGCCCAGGCCCCAAGACCACCCUCGUUGUUGCCAGUCCUGCACUUCUCACUCAAUGGAAGAGUGAAAUCGAAAAACAUAGCUCAGCCAAACUGACAAUCAUGCGGUACGGCGCUGGAACACGUGAUAACUUUAACGCGUCCUUGGAACUUCUGCAGGGCCAUGAUAUUGUUCUCACCACAUACACCGAGGUGAUGAGAUCACACCCCAAGUAUAAGCCGCCGAGUGAUUGUAAAGAUAAAGAAGAGGAGGAGGCCUGGUGGAUGGAAACUUGGGAGCAGAAAAGAGGUGCCCUGCACCGAGUACGUUUCUUACGCAUAGUUCUCGAUGAGGCCCAAGCCAUCAAGAACUACCAGUCGCUCACAUCAGUUGCCUGUCGCGCACUACAGGCUGACCACAAGUGGGCUUUGAGUGGAACUCCGAUUCUCAAUAGCUUGACUGAGAUGUAUUCUUACUUCAAAUUCCUUGGCGUUCCAUUUAUCGACAACUUUGAAAACUUUGAUGAGGAGUACUGCGACCCCGACAAUCCAGAAAAGAUUAUGGUGAGGCUCUCACAGUUCAUGAUGCGCCGCACUCAUUCAGAUAAGAUGAUGGGAGCCCCCAUUCUCAAGCUGCCUCAAGCUCAUCAAGCUACGUACUGGUGCGAGUUCAAUCCAGUUGAGCGCCGUAUAUACAAGAUUGUCGAGAAACGCUUCAUCGAGCGAAUGAGCGCGGCGAUGGAGGGUGGUGCCUCAGAAAAAUCGUAUGGCAACACCCUAGUACUGUAUCUAAGACUUCGCCAACUAACAGCACAUAUUCUUAUGCUUCAAUUCGUCAUACAGGAUCUCCUUGAGCAGGAAGAUAUUGAGAGCAUCAAACGGGUGCUUCAGCAGCAUACGGCUAAUAGUAACACUCAAUCUAGCAGCACAAUAAUUGCAGUUCGAGAGCAGCUUCAAAAGAUAGCGGAUGAUAAGAAGAAAGCAGACGAAAAAAAGAAGAAAAAGAAGCACACUCGUUCGGAGGCGAACAAAGAGGCCGAAGAUCAGGACCAGGACAUCAUGACCGAUGAAGGAGAAGAAGGACCAAAGUCAACCCAUCAUCUCGGGGCCGGCGGCGAGUUUGGCAGAUAUUACAACUUUGGGCCCUUUCUUAGCAGUCUCCAAAAAGGCGAGAGCUGGGAAAGAGCUAAGGAAAAAACCAAGUGCAGCACCUGCGGAAACAAACCACGACAGCCCAUGAUUCAAUCAUGUGGCCAUUUCAUUUGUGCGGAGCCUUGUUACUCAGAGGCAUGUGUUGAGAGUGCUGAGCAGGGGCAAGAGAAUAGAGCUUGCAACAGCUGUGGUAAAAUACCCAGUUAUGUCCAUGCAUUCGAGGUGGAAGCCGACCCGGAAGAUGGACCUGCAUCUGGCACGCGAUCAAAUAAUAAUAAGAAGAAGAAGAAGAAGAAGGGCAAGGGACGCAAACGCCCCUACCAUGAGGUUAUUCCGAAUGACUGGCUCGCUUCUCUCAACGACCAAGUCCUUCCUUCUGCAAAAACUAUUGCAGUCAAGUCGCAGAUUAUGAACUGGAUCAAGGAGAACCCGAACGUCAAGAUUAUUGUUUAUACACAAUUUCUUGCUAUGGUUCAGAUCUUAAGGCGCGUUUGCAAGAACGAAGGCUGGAAGAGCGUUCAGUACCACGGCAAGAUGAGUUUUACCGCUCGCGAUAAUGCCAUUCGGUCGUUUGCCGAACAAGGCGAUAUUCGAAUCAUGCUGGCAAGCAUGCACUGUGGCGGCUUGGGUCUUAACUUGACUAUGGCUUCAAAGGUUAUCUUUAUUGAUCCUUGGUGGAAUUCUGCUAGAGAGCAACAAGCUUUCUGCCGUGUAUUCCGCAUUGGGCAACAAGCAGAGACAUUCAUGACCCGUUUUUGUGUCCAGAAGACGAUCGAUAGUAAGAUCGUCAAGAUUCAAGAACGCAAAGAAGAGGAGAUUGGAUGCGUAAUGGAAGAAGGGGGCAAGCCGGUC